Molecule: messenger RNA, 378 nt
Organism: Caenorhabditis remanei
Lineage: Eukaryota; Metazoa; Nematoda; Chromadorea; Rhabditida; Rhabditidae
Exons: 3
Coding region: 1-378 (125 amino acids)
Biological process (GO): carbohydrate metabolic process
Molecular function (GO): phosphotransferase activity, alcohol group as acceptor; ATP binding
Source: RefSeq, a predicted model, not a curated record
AUGUCAUCUAUCGUGUGCCACCCACUAAUCGACACUCAAAACGGAAUCGCCACUGAUGCGCGCAUCAAAAAGCAGAGACCACCACCACUUGUUGUUUCCAGACCCAGAGACUUGAUCCAAGAUUCAUGUGAACGGCUAGUUCUCAGCGAUCAACAGCUCCGCCGGAUUAUGACGUUGAUGAUAUAUCGAUUCCAUCCAACAUACCCUACCCUCUUGAAUGCAAAAAUUGCAGAAUUGAUUGUUGGUGAUAUUGAGUACAAACUGAUGCUGUCGGAAGAUGGAUCAGGACGUGGAGGUGCUCUUGUUGCUGCCGUCGCCACGCGUCUCAAAGAAGAAAAACUCGCUGCACUUUGUUCUUCUUCAUCUUCAUCAAACUAA